CUUUGCGAAGAAGAGGAUGAGGACGAGCCUGAAGAAAAAGAAGUUUCAGAGGAGCAGUUUGCUCACUGCGAUCUUGGAACGCUUAGAGACUAUCUCAAUAGCGAUGAAGUCAAGGUAAAAGAUGCUAAGCGUAUAGAAAGCUUGAGGCAGGAGUUCUCCUGGUGGACGUACUGCUUGGCGGGUGGAUUCAACUUACUGCUCUACGGUGUUGGCUCAAAAAGGGCCUUAGUAAACGCGUUCCGGGAAGAGCAGCUGAGCCGAUUUCGAACUUUGACGAUAGACGGUUUUCGAGAAGAUGUCACCUCCAAAUCCAUCCUUGUGAAUAUCGUCGAGUGUAUGCAACUCAAGAACUGCGAGAGAGGAAGAAUAGAUUUCCAGCAAAAGCGACGAUCACUCGUUGAUUGGGCGAAACAUAUUGCUUCCACCAUCGAACACAAGAAGCAGCAGCUCAUCGUGCUGCUGAAUAAUAUCGACAGCCCCAACUUGAGGCGCAGUGAGGCGCAGCGUUUCUAUGCGUUUACAUCAUCUGUAACAAAACAAAAAAAAAAUGAAAAGAAAAAUUUUGUGGGAAACCGCGUGCGACCACUACCGAUCUGGAGUAAAUGCAAUAAUAUUGAGUAUGAAGUUAACGGCUACCAACGGUUGAUUGCUUUACAGAGAUCCUUUGGAUCAGACUGUGUUGGCAAUAGAUCCUCUGGAUCAGACUGUGUUGGCAACAUUAGCAGAAAAUCCAGCAGUCUUAUUGGUAGCCACGAUCGAUCACAUCAAUGCAACUCUUCUAUGGACGAGCGUAAGGUUUUAUUGGAAUCAUUCAAAUGGGUCUAUUGUCGCGCAGACACCUUUGCUUACCCCACAGAAGAGUUGCUUGCAGGACAAUCUUCGCUGUUGGGACUCACGAAUUCGCGUUCAAUAUUCCGGCUCUUUUACGCGAUGUACUUCACGACAAAUGAGCCUGUACCAUUUUGGGAUCUCUUUAGUGCAGCCAAGGAUGAUUUUCUUGUCUCUUCGGACACCGCUUUACGGCAACAGUUGGUUGAGUUCAAUGACCAUCGAGUACUAAGGUAAAU
Cylicostephanus goldi is the source of this 1067-nucleotide messenger RNA. The record is from the annotation of a GenBank genome assembly. Lineage: Eukaryota; Metazoa; Nematoda; Chromadorea; Rhabditida; Strongylidae.